Salvia miltiorrhiza (redroot sage) is the source of this 348-nucleotide messenger RNA. Lineage: Eukaryota; Viridiplantae; Streptophyta; Magnoliopsida; Lamiales; Lamiaceae. The record is from the annotation of a RefSeq genome assembly.
AUGGCGGGGUCCUGGCAGGCCUAUGUUCAGGGAUCACUUGAGGGAGUGUAUGGCCCUUCAGAUGCAGCUGAUUGGUUCUGGUCCACCAAGCCCUCUCUAGCCAAAGGCCGCCUCUACCAAUCGAUCUGUUUUCGAUCUUUUGUAACCGAUCGGCAAGCAGAGGUCAAGAAUCUAAACACAGCGAUUUCGACACUACCUAAGAAAUUUCUCAAUCGGUCGAUUUCGAUGACUAAGCCAAGGACUGACUUCCCUGGACAAUUAGCAGCUAAUGAGUUCAACUUUCCUGCUUUGAUCGACCUUGAUCCUUGCAGUAACCGAAAGUCCCUUCGUUCAGAGUCAAAGGACUAA